Messenger RNA from Tachyglossus aculeatus (Australian echidna), 4028 nucleotides. RefSeq names its product heat shock protein family A (Hsp70) member 13 (gene HSPA13). Gene Ontology annotation, molecular function: ATP binding; ATP hydrolysis activity; misfolded protein binding. The transcript has 5 exons. Gene Ontology annotation, biological process: vesicle-mediated transport; cellular response to unfolded protein; protein refolding. Gene Ontology annotation, cellular component: cytosol; cytoplasm; nucleus. Lineage: Eukaryota; Metazoa; Chordata; Mammalia; Monotremata; Tachyglossidae. The record is from RefSeq and is a predicted model, not a curated record. Bases 213 to 1562 code for a protein of 449 amino acids.
AUUGAUGGGGACGGGGGUGAGUGGGCCAUUCUUAGGUUCCAAAGGUCAACAAGGGCAGGCCUGAGACAGAUUAUAUGGUAUAAAGCACACUCACGGUCCAUUAUCCUGAAGGCAUUGCUGACCACAGAAGCAACAGUAGGAUUCCCUAUCAAAUUGGUUCAGCCGUCCUGACGCUCCUAUUGGCAGGCUAUUGGGCUCAACAGUAUUUGCCCAUGCCCACGCCGAAAGUGAUUGGCAUUGACCUGGGUACCACGUACUGUUCGGUGGGAGUGUUUCUCCCGGGCACGGGAAAGGUGAAGGUCAUUCCAGAUGAAAACGGCCAUUUCAGCAUACCCAGCAUGGUGUCCUUUACAGCCACCGAAGUGCGUGUGGGCUACGACGUCCUGGAACUGGCCGACGCCAAUCCCCAGAAUACCAUCUACGACGCCAAAAGAUUCAUCGGGAAAAUUUUUACCCCAGAAGAGCUGGAAACCGAAAGCCGCCAAUAUCCGUUUAAGGUUGUCAACAACAACGGAUCAGCCGAAUUCUCCGUGACACGCAACGAGACCGUCAGGGUUUCCCCGGAGUACAUCAGCUCUCGACUGCUGUCGAAGCUGAAGAAGAUGGCCGAAGACUACCUCGGGAUGCCGGUGCUGAACGCGGUCGUUUCGGUGCCCGCGGAAUUUGACCUGUUGCAGAGAAACCGCACCGUUGAGGCUGCGCGCCUUGCAGGGCUGAAGAUCUUGAGGGUCAUUAACGAACCCACGGCGGCGGCAAUGGCUUACGGACUCCACAAGGUCGAUGUCUUCAACGUCCUGGUGGUCGAUCUGGGUGGGGGGACCCUGGACGUGUCUCUGCUGAACAAACAAGGAGGGAUGUUUCUUACCCGAGCAAUGGCAGGCAACAACAAACUCGGAGGACAGGAUUUCAAUCAGAGGCUGCUGCAGUAUCUGUACCAACAGAUCUAUCACGCUUACGGCUCCCUGCCCUCCCGAAAGGAAGAAAUCCACAGACUCCGGCAGGCGGUGGAAGCGGUCAAGUUAAAUCUGACCCGGCACAACUCUGCCCGAGUCGCCGUGUCCCUGACCGUGGGAGGAAGGGAGGACUCGGAGCAACCGCCGCCGGACCGAGAGACCGUUGGGAGCGGCCCAUCGGAAGGCAGGCUUUCUCCGGCAGCCGGGGACCCCGGGGAGCGCCUUUUCCGAGCGAACCCUCCGGAAGCGGACCGCCUCGGGACCCCGGUCCUGUUUGAAGCGGAGAUCUCCAGGAAACUCUUUGACACCCUGAACGAGGAUCUCUUUCAGAAGAUCCUUGUGCCCAUCGAGCAGGUCCUGAGGGAAGGGCACCUGCGGAAGACGGAAGUCGACGAAGUGGUCUUGGUAGGCGGCUCAACUCGCAUUCCCCGGAUCCGUCAAGUGAUUCGCGAGUUCUUCGGCAAGGACCCCAACACGUCGGUAGAUCCCGACCUGGCGGUGGUGACGGGGGUGGCGAUACAAGCCGGGAUCGACGGAGGGUCUUGGCCGCUUCAAGUCAGUGCUAUUGAAAUUCCCAACAGGCAUUUACGAAAAACCAAUUUCAAUUGAACUCCUCCUCCUCACCCGGGGGACCUCUUUCCUCCUCUUCACUUCUCCCAAGUGAAAACAAGCCGGAAAGAUAGUACCGCACACCCGGGUGUCGACUCACUCUAGCUCUCAUUGCUUUCCACUUAGGUGACUGGCUGCUUUCAGGUGGGCGGCACCUCCUUCCUCCUCCCCUCCCCGCCUUUUGGGAAGAACUAAAUCGUCUGAAACGAUCGUGGACCAAAACAAGCGUCCGUCUCGGACCGAGUAGCGUGCGACCACACGUGCGGAGCAGACGUGUUCUGCGAAAUAAGUUUGUGCCAACUGCGAAAAGUGCAGUCCCUCCUAAAUUGUAUUAGCAGGACCUAGUAGACUCUCUGCUUGAUUACGGAAUGCCGCUCUCCGUUUGAACGCAGCGGGCGUGAUGGUGUUGAACGCACCACCCGGGACAUUCCCCGGGAUCUGUAUUUGCCAAGGAGGUGGGGUGUUCGGAUUGAACAUCCUGGCGAGUACUCAGGUAACAGGUUGACCAGAUGUAGCAGCCCUGCCAGGCUGUGUGUUUUGGGGGCUUGGUUACAACCCUUCCUGUACCAGGAAAAAGUUUCAACAAAUGGCACCUUAUUUGGUUAGAGAGGAAAUAUCGGCACCGUCCAGUAAUCCCAACUAAUUUCCUAAAUGCUUUAUUUAUCCAGUCGUUUCUCGCAGCUUGGAAUUCCAGGACACGAUCCUGGGCAGUGACCAAUAUCCAGCCCCAGGUGUGGCAGUCUUUUCAAAAGGGACAUCCCACACUCAGUUUGGGUAAAGCGUAAAGAUUCCAGAUCUUGUCCACCGACAGAUUCCUGCUGUUCUGUGCGGGUCAUUUUUCCAGCUGGGAUUUUUGCCCCUCCAAGUGAUGGAUUGGCUCUUGUCUCCUCGCUGCUGUUUUUGUAGCUUCUGGUUUUAACGCCGCUCUGUUUUGUUUUACAUCUCGGGGUUCCAGCGUCUGGUUACAGUUGAAGGCGGGUUGCGUCCCUAGGCAGGGAGAUCCGAAGGAUCCAAGCCGCUUCACAAAGAGCCCGGGGAGUAGCAAGGAGGCUGUAUUUGUAUAGGACUGAGUACCGUGUCCGGGGGUACCAUUGGUAGUCUAGGUUUGUGGCCUUUCCCGGGAGCGGGCAGUUAAGCGUGGCCGCUAAAAAUCAAAGCCCAGAUGAUCCUGAUGCCAUCCACGUAGGUUCAUUGCAGUUGUAGGUCUGUUAUCUCCAUUGUGGCUAACUAGAAGGUAAUUGCCGUUGCCCGUCCCGUUAACUAAGAAAACCCGUUGCCCAUCCCGGGGACCUUUAACUAAGAAAACUUAAGUUACAAAGAGACAGGCUGUUUUGCAGAGGUUGGCGUUAUCUUCCCUAGUUUUUCGAGACUUUACCUUUCUCCGAAAUGGGUUUUUUUUUAUGGGCUGAUGCACCCGGUUCCGGAUACGGUUCCCUUUUAUAGAAACAAGAAAAAAAAUCACAUAACCGUGCCUGUCCAUCGCCUGAACAAAAGACGAAUUGGAUUCCGUUUUAUAAAUAAGAGAAACAUGGAAUUUCUUGUGCCGGUGUGCCUUGGGAAGGUUUUAGGCUGAAACAGGAACUUUAUUUCUCUCGCGUUUCAUACCCUGUCAGUUUCUUCCAGGUUCCAAUGAAAUCAGAUUCAAACAGUGAAAUAAAUAGAAGCAUUUUUAAGUAAUUCGGGGUACCAAAAUUGGAGGACUCUUUCUGGAAUUUGAAAAUUUCUCAGGCUAGAUAGCAGCUUUUAAGCAACCUAGUUUAGAACCUUACUCGAAACCAAAUGAAGGCAGUGUGAGAUGCAUUGGUUUGGGAUUAUACAGUCUUGUACUUGAAAGAGGAUUCUGUUUACAUGGUUACCGAGACCCCCCCCAUAAUCUGCAAGAAAUUAUCUAUAACAAACUCUGGAAAAGACUUUUUUUUUAAAAAAAAGGAGAACAUAAUACAUUUUGGGUGUAUUAUACUAGAAGUACUGUUUUCCAUUUCAUAUUUUUACAACGAAGCUGCUUGUAUUGUUCUAGAACGUGUGAGGUACUUAUUUAUUACGUAUCGGAGGAGAAUUUGGGUACUGUAUUGGCUGAGACCACUGGGUUUGUGGAUGAUAUUCCAUUGUCUAUAUACCUCUCAGUAGCGCACAGAGAUUUAUGUUGAUAUGUCGUUAUGGGUCGGAGAUGCCUCAGCAGCGUUAAGACAAGAGAUUAUGUGGAUUAGGUGGCAUUAUAUAGCUGUUGUUUUGAAAACUGCACUUUAUUCUCCUCUCAGUGCCCAAGGUUGUUCCCAUUUUAAGGCACUUAGGUUGCCAUUGGCCCGUCCCGAAGAGUACUGAAAAUGGAGCUUCUUGAUAUUUUAGUUUCCCCUUCAAAAAAAUCCAGUACAGUAAGAUUUAUGAUACCCAACAUUGUUUAUUAAAGUAUCAUUUUGAGUGAGCACUUGUCAAUAAAGAUGAGGCUGUAUUUUCCGCAGUACAAUU